GAAUCCAACACAGAAACGAGCUUGCGUCGUGGCGUAGCCAAUUAAGUAACUUUUGUACAUUUUCUACCGCCGGUUCCGCCGCACACUGCACACAGCACACCUCCAACAACCUCCUAAGCAACAUAAUGGUUUACCAAGUGAAAGACAAGGCUGACCUCGAUGCCCAGCUGCAGCAGGCAGGCAACAAGCUGGUGAUCGUGGACUUUUAUGCCACCUGGUGCGGCCCCUGCAAGAUGAUUGCACCCAAGCUGGUGGAGCUGGCCACGCAGUACGCCGACAAUGUUGUCGUUCUCAAGGUCGAUGUGGAUGAGUGUGAGGACAUUGCCGUGGAAUACAACAUCUGCAGCAUGCCCACAUUUGUGUUCCUCAAGAACAGCCAGAAGAUCGAAGAGUUUGCUGGCGCGAAUGCCCAAAAGCUGGUGGAUGUCAUUAAGGCCAAUAUCUAAGAUGGGAGUGAGGAAUGCCAUUCCUCUGCGACACCUCUACGAGUUCUACAUAACAUUUAGUUAAUUAUUCCAUAAGCGAAGAUCAGGAGGAUCAGGAUGAGGUUCAGGAGUGUUGUUUGCUGUAACCCAAAAGUAAUUGAGAACUGCAGUGCAGCUCCUGAAAUAAGUGGAGCGGCGCAUUCGCAGCAGCAACAGUAAAGUGAGAUAACUAGUGGCUUUUAAUCGUUUAAAUAUUUGCUUAAUUAACAAUCAAAAAACACAACAAAACGAAUUGUAGAGACAUUUGUACACCACCCACAUAAGCGUAAAAAAA
Molecule: messenger RNA, 759 nt
Organism: Drosophila guanche
Lineage: Eukaryota; Metazoa; Arthropoda; Insecta; Diptera; Drosophilidae
Gene: Trx2
Product: thioredoxin-2
Exons: 3
Coding region: 126-446 (106 amino acids)
Molecular function (GO): protein-disulfide reductase activity
Source: RefSeq, a predicted model, not a curated record